This is a messenger RNA of Coturnix japonica (Japanese quail), 1072 nucleotides long. Lineage: Eukaryota; Metazoa; Chordata; Aves; Galliformes; Phasianidae. The record is from RefSeq and is a predicted model, not a curated record.
CCCCAUUGGAUCCUAAUUGCAGACUCCCCAUUGGUCCCUUCCUCAUUGCUAACUUCUUAUUGGCUCCCCAUUGCAGCUUCCCCAUUGGCUCCCUAUUGCAGCCUCCCCAUUGGUCGCUCCCCCUCUAACGACGCCCCAUUGGUUCCCAAUUCCAGCUUCCUCCCGAUUGGCCACUUCCACUUCCUCCCUCCACCCCAUUGGCCGCCGGGUCGCCAUGGCGACGCGCUGCUGGUUGUGCCCGCCCCCCACGCCAUGGCGCUGCGCUCAGGCCGUGUGCUGCGCCGCGGCCUUCAGCAUGGCGGCCGCCUCCGCCCCAUGGUCCGACGGUGAAGGCGACGGCUGCGUGGCCGCCUGGGCCUUGUGCUUCUCCAUCACCCUCCUCCUCCUCCUGGCCCAGCUCUUCGGCCGCCCGUUCACCCGCCGGGAUCUCCCGUUAGCGUUCGCUUUAGCCUCCGCCAUCACCUGCACGGCGGCCGCCAUCUUGUGGCCUUUAGGCCAGCUGCGGGGUCAACCGGAAGGACAACGCCGCCAUCUUCGCGCCGCCGUCACAGCCGCGUCCGUAUUGGCUGCCGUCUGCUACGGGGCGGAAGUGGGCGUGACGCGGGUCAUGCCGGGAGAGGCGGUGCCGUAUUUAGCCACGCCCCCCGGGCUCCUCAAGGUGGCGCAGAGCGUCAUGGCCGCCAUCUUGGUGGGGGUCUCGACGGCCAUAGGAGCGGCGGGCGGCCCCACAGGAUGGCGGUGGUGCGUUGGGAUCUAUGGGGCCGGGCUGGCUAUAGGGCUAUUGGUUAUAUUGACCUGUGGGGGGGUGCUGGGGCUGCCCGCUGGCUGUGGGUUGGGGCUGGAUGCGCUGUGGGCCCGCAGGCUGCUCGUGGCCUAUGCGGCCAUUGGGGCUGCGGCCUAUGGGGCGGCCACGGUGCUUUGGCCGCUCGAGGCCUUUGAUGGGGGGCGGGGGGGGCGCAGCUCCCGGCCCUAUGGAUGUGGGGCGGGGUGUCACUGGGACCGGGCCGUGCUGGUGGCCAUCGGCACCGCCAUUAACUUGGUGUUGUACCUGGCGGACCUGGCGCAGGCAUAG